This is a messenger RNA of Tripterygium wilfordii, 1388 nucleotides long. RefSeq names its product biotin carboxyl carrier protein of acetyl-CoA carboxylase 1, chloroplastic-like. The record is from RefSeq and is a predicted model, not a curated record. The transcript is spliced from 7 exons. Lineage: Eukaryota; Viridiplantae; Streptophyta; Magnoliopsida; Celastrales; Celastraceae. Gene Ontology annotation, molecular function: acetyl-CoA carboxylase activity. The coding region runs from base 166 to 1038 and encodes 290 amino acids. Gene Ontology annotation, biological process: fatty acid biosynthetic process. Gene Ontology annotation, cellular component: acetyl-CoA carboxylase complex.
UUGUGUACAGUUGUAAGCUUUCUUUGGUUUCAUCGACGAAAACCAGUGCACUGCUUCCGUUUUGGUUUCACUGACGGACUCUUCAAUCUGUCUCUCUCCUUUGUCUUUCCUCUAUAAAACCCAGCUCAGAUUCAGCAAUUCUUUCACUGCAACGCCAACAACCCAAUGGCUUCUUCCUCAUUCUCCACGGCUGCAGCUGCUACGGCGUCCGGUGUGACCAAUAGCACCCCUAGUUUGCCUCAUUUAUUAUGUAACACCAGGAACAACAACGUUCACUCUUUCUUUCUCUCAAGAGUCUCCUUCCGGGUCUCUCCCAAACCCAAGCUCAGAUUUUUCACCAAGCCUAGUUGGAAGCGUCCUACAGUGGCGAAGGCCCAAUUGAAUGAGGUUGCUAUGGGUGGGCCAUCAAAUGAUGCGGCUACCCCUCAAUCUAAAUCGGACACACCAGCAGUUGGAGCAAAGGAUUCUAUGCCAUCAGAUGAGUCUUCUGCUCCAGUCUUGGCUACAGACGAAGCAAUCUCUGAGUUUUUUUCUCAAGUUGCUAGUCUCGUAAAGCUAGUUGAUUCGAGAGAUAUUGUGGAGUUGCAGUUGAAACAACUUGAUUGUGAAGUACUAAUUCGAAAAAAGGAGGCCUUGCGUCAACCACCAGCAGCGGCUCCAGUUGCUACGAUGCAUUCAUUUCCUCCAUCAAUGGCAAUGCCAGCAGCCCCUCCUCCAGCUGUCCCUGCGCUUCCUGUCCCAGUACCCUCUGCCCCAGAAGCAUCACCUACUCCACCAGCAGCCAAACCAUCAAAGUCAUCAACACCACCACUCAAAUGCCCUAUGGCAGGCACAUUCUAUAGAAGUCCAGCACCUGGUGAACCACCAUUUGUGAAGGUUGGAGAUAAAGUACAGAAGGGACAGGUUGUAUGCAUCAUUGAGGCCAUGAAAUUGAUGAAUGAAAUAGAAGCUGAUCGAUCUGGAACCAUAACUGAGAUCCUUGCCGAAGAUGGGAAGCCAAUCAGUGUUGACUUGCCUCUUUUUGUGAUCGAACCCUAGAGCUUGACUGCGAAGUAGUCAAGUAAUGGGGUUCAGUAGUAGUACUGAGUAAACAUCAAGAUUCAGGAGCAGGAGCGCGGGAGCAGUUCUUUGUAGCAUUGUGAGAUGGAGUGUUUGCGGUGUCAUGGAAGAAUAUGUUUUGAUAUGAGUGAGUUGAGUACUUAGUAGAGAUGUCAAUGAGUGAUUAUUGACGAGUUUUUUGUUUUUUACAUUAUUACUUCAGCCUAAAACUUACACUGUGUCUUUAAUGUUGGGUUUCUAAUUUAGGUGGUUGAUGAAGGGACAAACUUUGAUUAUGUUUUUACAACAACGACUCAAUUAGUAGUGGAUUGUAGUGGGUGUUUUCUCAA